CAAGGUCGAUCCUUGGCAGCUCCUUUAUCUGUUAUCACUCCCCAAGUGCGCCGACCACGCGGGCGUUACGUACUGCAUGCGAGUCUGGGCGACGGUUUCGCUGACCACUAUAACGUUCGAGGCUUAUUUUGCGUUUACAGAAGCGCGGAUUCAGCCCGUCGGCCCAUAAACUGUCGGAGCGAUCGUUUUUGAUAUUUUCUGAACAUAUUUGUGGUGCGGUCUUAGCGAAAACAAAAAGCGUGACCUGCGUCUUGACGUGUGGAGCCAGCGUUGGAGGAGCCACAAAACUCAAAAUACACAACGAGCAAUGUCAUUCUCUGCGUUAAGAGCCCCACACGUGAGCACCAUUGCUCUGGCAGCUGCAGCAGCAAGUGGCAUAGCUGCAGCUGCAACUUUUCUUUUGCUGAGGCACAGGGCUGUCAGCAAGAAUAACUUAGUGCCCGUGGGGCGUGUGGCCAAUAUCUUCAUCUACCCAAUCAAGGCAAUUGCUGGGAUAGAGGUGCCCUAUGCAGAUUGCAUAGUGACUGGUCCAGUCUACGAGGGACUCAGAGACAGGUUUAUGUUGAUUGUGAAAGGAGACAACUUUAUUUCAAUGCGUGAGGAGCCCCGCCUUGGCCUGAUCAAGACGAGUUUUGAAAAUGGCAAAUUGACACUGAUGGCUGAUGGUCACCCACCACUUGUCAUCGAUGUCUGUGACCCGGAUGAACUAAGCAAGCCUUCUUUUACUGUCAGAAUGCGGAAAUUCAGCUACAAUGCUGUGGAGGUGUCUGAAGAAGCAUCAAAGUGGUUGGGGGAGUACCUCCAGAAAGAUGAUAUUCGCCUUGUGAGAAUAAUUCUUGACCAAGAAGCACUUGACCGAGGAAGGAAUUGCCCAAUAUCAUUGGUCUGUCAUGAUGAAUCGGCAUUUCAUGUGCUGUCCAAAGGUUCACUUGAUGACUUAUUGUCGAGGCUUCCUCCAGGCAGCAACAUUGGGCGGAAAAAUUUUCGACCUGCCCUCUUUAUUGAUGAAUGUGAAGCUUAUGCAGAGGACCAUUGGGGCCGCAUGAGGAUUGGUGAUGCAGAAAUGGCCUUAUCACAUCGCACCACAAGGUGCCUUGUUACAACUGUUGAUCAAGAUGCCGGCGUCAGGACUGACAAGGAGCCCUUGGUCACAUUGCGGAAGUACAGAGUGGACAAGUCACCUAAAGGCAUUAAAAAGUAUGAGCAUCAGCCCCUGUUUGGUAUCAGCACCUAUCACAUCAAAGAUGGCAGGGUUAAGGUUGGAGACACAGUAUACGCAGUGGUAUCACCAGAGCCUCUUCUGUGAGAAUGCAGUUCUAUAAGCCAGCACUGCGGUGUGUGUGAUUUUCCCUGCUGAUUUUAAAUGCUAUAGUAGCUUCUUUAGUUUAGGGGUGUCAUGCGCUUAUUUGAAACCUUCUGACAUGAAAUCAUGGAUGCUUGCUUAUCAGUGUGACUUUGUUAUGGUGUUAAUAGUGCCUAGUAUUGUUCAUUAAUGGAAUUGCUGGUGUUUAUUUACAAUGGUGAUGUUGUUAUUACUUUUGUUGGUACUAUAUUUAUGGUUUGCUUCUGAGUCUCGAGUUGCAAUUGGUCUUUGUAGUGCUGUCAUUAAAUGCAUUUUAACAUGGCA
Molecule: messenger RNA, 1627 nt
Organism: Dermacentor silvarum
Lineage: Eukaryota; Metazoa; Arthropoda; Arachnida; Ixodida; Ixodidae
Product: mitochondrial amidoxime-reducing component 1-like
Exons: 8
Coding region: 308-1306 (332 amino acids)
Molecular function (GO): molybdenum ion binding; pyridoxal phosphate binding; catalytic activity
Source: RefSeq, a predicted model, not a curated record